This is a messenger RNA of Caenorhabditis auriculariae, 7461 nucleotides long. NCBI's taxonomy places the organism in Eukaryota, Metazoa, Nematoda, Chromadorea, Rhabditida, Rhabditidae. The record is from the annotation of a GenBank genome assembly.
AUGAGGGCCUUUGUGCUCUGCCUAGCCGUCGUUUCUGGCGUCUUCUGCGAAGAAACUCCAGCCGAAACCCUGCCAAAGUGCCCUCAUAUCGAUCCCUAUACUGAGUAAGGGUUUUUUUGGAUCAAUUCACGACUCAAAAUGAUUUUUUUAAAAAAAUUCUAUUUUUUUAUUUCUUGAAAAAUAGUGAACCGGUUGCUCUCAUUUUGAACAAUGUGGGGAAAAAAAUCACGUUAAGCUUGAAAAUUUGGCCAUUUUAGUAACGUUCUUUCAUACAGUAGUAAUUUUUUUGAAUUUUUCAAAAAAAUUUACUUUUUUUAUGGGUAGAAUGAGCAUAAGGGACAGGUUGAAACAAAAGAUUAAAGUUUUUUUCAAAUUUUUUUGAGAAAAAAAGCAAUUUUUUUCUGGUGCAUUUGUCAACGAAAAAAAUUGGUUUCAAAAUAAAUUUCAUGAAAUUUUCUGUGGGAAAAAUUUUUAAAAAUUCAUUUUUUUCCAGUGAUAAUCAUUUUCCAUAAAACUGAAUUUUUUUGAAUAUUUUUUUCUCCCGCUUAGAAAGCUGGCUGAAGCCGGGCGAAAAAAAUUGUUUUUUUGAAAUUUUUUUGAGGAAAAAAAGUUUUUUUGAGUAUUUUUCUAACGAGAAGCUUCUUUAAAUAUUGAUAACUAUGAAAUUUUUGGGGGGCGUUUUAAAAUCUCAUUUUUUUAAGUGUUAAUCACGCUGCAAAUUUUUCAAAUUUUUCAAUAAAAAAAAAUUUUUUUGGAUUAAGAUUUACCUGAUUUUUUUAAAUUUUUUUAUUAGCUUGGAAUGCCUUUUUCCAUAGAGCUUUUCAAGUUUUCGCAUUUUCAUUGUCAAGAGAAACUGUAAUCUCAAUUUUGUAAUUUUUUUAUCCAGCUUGGAAGGCUGGCUGAAGCUGGACGAGCGCAAGUGCAAUCACACUACGAUUGCUACCGGAAUCAGCGAAGAGGUAUGAAUUUUAUUAAUUAAAUCUAAAAAAAUAAUGAUAAAUAUGGAUUCCAGGAGAAGAAACGGUACGACGAAGGCUCCAAGGCGUUCGCCUUCGACUCCUUGGCCAGCGAAAAUCUCGGCCCAAGCAGAGAUAUCGGCAAGCAGGCCCAUGAACUGUUAGUAGCCCUGGAAAUGAUUUAUUCCCAUUUUUUUCAAAUGAGAAGAAAGUAACUACAGUCUUUUUUAAGAUUCAUGAAAAAUCAGUUUUUUGGGUCACCUGUCCUUAAAAAUUUGUAAAAAUUGACCUUACCUUUAGGUUCAAGACUUAGGACAUUAAGGUCUUUAGGGUCAAAUUUAUAAAUCCAUAAGGUUCAAAAGUUUCGAAGAACGUUUUCUAGAACGGCAUUCAGGACCCUAGGGUCAUAUUUUGUAUUCACAUAAAUUGAAAAUAUUUUGAACACCUUCUUCAAAAGUUUCAAAAAAGGGUUUUACCUUAAGCUUUAAGGCUUGGGGCAUUAAGGUUAGUAGGGUCAUAUUUUUACAUCAUUAAUAUCCAAGUUUUUUUCUGAAAAUAUGUCUCUAAAAAGUUCCGAAAACGACUUUUUACCUUAAGAUUUAACACUUAAGGCAUUUUGGUCCCUAGGGUCAUGUUUUUAAAUCCAUAAAUUUUAAAUUUCUCUGAAAAUCUGUCUCUAAAAGUUGUUAAAAAGACUUCCACCUUAAGAUUCAAACCUUAGGGCAUUAAGGUCUCUAGGGUCAUAUUUUUUUAAAUUUAGUAAAACUUCAGUUUUUCCCGGAAACUUGACCUUAAAAAAAGUUCCAAGAACGGUUUCUACCUUAUAAUUUAACACUUGGGGCUUUAAGGUCACUAGGGUCAUAUUUUUUUAAAUUCAUAAAAUUUUUAAAAAUUUUUCUGGAUACCAGCCCUUAAAAAAAGUUUCAAAAACUGCUCCUACCUUGAUUUUCGACGCUUGAGAGAUCAAAGACCAUUUUAUGAAAUUCACGAAAAUCUUCAUUUUUUUCAAAAACUGGUCCUCAAAAAGUCAUAAAUACAAAUUUAACCUUAAAAUUCAAAACUUGGCACAUUUAGAUUCCGAGGGGCGUUUUUUUGAAACUCAUGAAGAUCCUAAUUUUCUCGAAAUUCUCACGAACACCAUUUUCCUGUAAGACUGGAAGUUCUUCAAAAAAAAAAAAUUUAUUUGAUAAACUUGGUAGAAAUUCAACAGCGUCCUUCAAACAAUUGAGAAUUCAAUAAAAUUAAGAUCGAAAAAAAUCUAGAGAUUCUAGGGUAUUAAAAGUAAAAUCGUGUUGGGAAGGCCUGGGAUUCCCUGAAAGUCAGCCAGAACACUCUUUGAUGUACCAGAUGAAGCUCUUGAGAAUCUGAAAAUUCACAAAUUUUUAGUUUUCGAGGGCUCCAAGUCCCAGGAAAAAACCGCCCUUUUUCAAAAAAAUAGAAAGUUGUGCGGGUCGGAACUUUCAGAAUCUUUUUCUGGCCAACUUUAGGGUAAAUCACAACCGCAAAGUAAAAUAACCUUCCUUGUAAAAUGGAAUUGAAACGUUUCCAGGUGCGAAAAGCAGAACUACGACGCCCAAUUGUCGACUUCUGUCGUCGUGAUCCACCACAAUGAGGCUCUUUCUGUCCUUUUGAGAAUGCUCAAUGGUAAUUUUGAAAAAAAGCGUGAAAAAAAAAAAGAAAAAAGUUGCGAUUUUUGAACCGUUCAGACAUCAAUUUUCUUCUUACGUCAUUCUUUAUGACCUGAAACAAUCUGACCUGUCUGCGCUCUCUUUUCUCUCACCUGCGGGGUCAAAGGAAAAUGAAAAUAGCAUGUAGACACACGAGGGAAGAGAGAGCAAAAAGACAUUUUUAUGAGCUCUGAGGAAUAUUUCUUAUUCUAGUAGUUUAAAAGCUGGUUUUCGAGUUCCUAGCUUCAGAAAAAUUUUAAAAUGGCUCAAAAUUUUCUGACCUAUCUGCGCUCUCUUUUCUCUCACCUGCAAGGUCAGAGAAACAUAAAAAUAGCACGGAAAUACGAGAGGACCUAGAGAAAUCAGAUUUUUUUGAGGUAGUGUUACUCAUUUGCCGAAAAAUGAAAAUUCUAGUUAUUGUCUUUUUUUCUCUGCAACUCUCUCGUCUUUACGUGAUAUUUCCAUGAUUCCCUGACCUCACCGGUGAGGGAAAAGAGAGCCCAGACAAGUCAGACUGUGCUAAUCUUAAUGAACUUCCAAGUUAUUUUGAGUGAAUUUCUUGCCUUUCCAGGAAUUUUCGCCAAGACACCGGCGAAUCUUCUGAAAGAGAUCGUCAUCUACGAAGACGCCUCCGACGAGGAACAUCAACUGAACGGCCAUCUCGAGAAGUACGGAAAGAUCAAGGGCGUCUCCGACAAGUUGGUCAUCGCCAGGAACCAAUACCGACAAGGGCUCAUCAGGGCCAAGGUGAAUUUGUCAUUUUUAAAAAACCUGGAAGAUUUUUUUCUUUGAAUUCAAAGUAGAAUGACGUCAUUCGAAAACGCUGUGUGGAUGGCUGGCUCCCUAACUGGUUUAUCGUGCCAUUAGGGGCGGAGCUUGAGUUUGACAUUGAAAUAUUAACAGACUAAAGAAUCUCAAAAAGAAAAUUCAGCGAGAAAUCGGAAAUCAAACUCACGAAACACAUUGAAGAGUCUUAAAAAGUGGACAAGUCUUUCAAAAAUUGUUUGGUCUACGAUCUGCGAUUAAACCUAGAUCAAAUUUCGGCCCGGGAAACUAGGGCAUCUCCCAUUUUUUUUUUCAACUCUGGCUAGGUUUCUCAACGGGUGUACCCGUAUAAAGCCCGAUUUUUGAAGUGUAUUUAAGUCUGCGUUCUGCUAAGACGGGCAAAAAACGGGUGCAAGAAAAAAAUAGGUGUCCCAGCUGUUUAUUUUGAAAAUCUGAGCGGUAACUCAGCUGGGGUAAAAAGUACUGAAAGGUCUCCCAACUUUGAUUAUACGGGAGUAAUGCGGGCACACCCGCUGAGAGCCCGGAUUAUCAGGGCAGGGCUAAGCUCAUAAGCAUGAGAGACUGCUUUUUAUAGUCUGUCCAGUUUUUGAAUGUCAAGCAGCUGACUCCACCUCUAAGGCUACAAUAUCUUUCGCGUCAAUGUUUUAUCUACAGAUGACGAUGUCCCUUUAAUAAGGCUGCCUUUUUGACUUCUUUCUCUACCUUUUUGAUCAAAAAAGAUCAAAAUUAGUCCCGCGCGAUAAAACAUCGACGCGAAAAGGUACCGUCUCAUCAGGAGCGGAGUUAGCUGGUUGACAUUUAAAAUCUGAACAGACUAUAAUCGUUUUUUCUCCCUUUUCCGGUUUAUAUGUUUUUCUUUUAUCGCGUUAGAACUUUUUAUCUAGGCUUCUGGAUUUCUUUGGACUAUUGGAUAGUUUCGAAGUUCAGGUACAUGCUUCUCGUCUGGCCACCGGCGAGGUCAUUGUCUUCAUGGACAGUCAUUGCGAAGUCGCCGACCGUUGGUUGGAGCCCCUUCUUCAGCCGAUCAAGGAGAACCCAAAAAGGUUCAAAAAAAUCAUGUUGAAAAAAAAGUCGAAGAAACCCUGACCCUUUUAUAAUUGAAUUAUGUGCUCCAUGGCUAAUUUAAUAAGUUUUUUCAUGUCGUUUACAAAAUCGACGCGUUUUUGAAAUGACUUCGCCAACAGCGCUCGAGUCUCCGGAAGCGAGAGAGCACUGGUAAACGAGAGAGCUUCAGAGAAACAGAACUCUGCGCACUCUCAUUUUUAAACGCUCUCUAACUUUCGAAAAGCCGAGCACCGAAGAUUUGAACGUAGAAUCAAGUUUCGUGAAGUCGUUUUUCCACAAAGAACGCCGAAGGGGACCCUCUAGGGGCCAUCAUACCUUCCCCCUAUAGGGGACACUAAAGAUUGCAAAGGUCAAGAUUUACUAAAUAUGCCUUUGAAAAAAAAUUUGGAGACCCCUUUAGGGACCACCUUAAUUUCAGCCCUCUAGGGGUUGUUAUUUCCCUAGCCCCUUUAGGGGCUGAUAAAAAGUUAUUUUUCCAGCGUCGUUCUCCCAGUCGUCGACCUGAUCAACCCGGUAACUUUCGAAUAUUCGAAGAGUAUGGUCGCGAAGAGCGGAUUCGACUGGGGCCUCAACUUCAAAUGGAUCUACCUGCCCUGGUCUUAUUUCGAGACCGAGGAGAACCACGUCAAGCCUUUUGAGUCAGUUUUUGGGCGAAAAGAUAAUUUUAAAAAGUGAAAAAAGGAAAGAUAAUAAUCCUGAGUAGCUUGGUAAGCUAGAAAUAAUUUUUACUUCGAACUUCAAUUCUCUUCUUUCUUUGAAUGACCCGAUUUGCAGAAGUUUAAGGAAGCAUGGCGUUUUUUCCGUAAAUUGAAGUGUGUCGUGUGCAUGCACCGCGACGCACUCGCACAUGCCAAGAUUCGUCUCAUGACCCAUUGCCCAUGCGUCUUUAAUAUUCAGUGUUGUUUACGCGUGUUUCCCAUGACGUCACAUGGGAACGGCGGAGGUUUCGACCACGCCCCCUUCAUUUUUGUUUCACUAAAAAACGCCGUGCAAAGGGAUUCCUCGAAAUUCAGAACAGCAGAGAAAGAAAAAGAUAAAUAAGUUUUGGAGGGUCAGAGAUAACUUUGCGUUCCGCCGAAGUUCCUUUGCAGUGUGUAAAAAGAAUUUCUCGAAAAUUGGUUUGAGUAUGUGCGAGAGCGCCGCGGUGCAUGCACACGACACACUAAACUUUACGCGAAAAUAUGGGCGGGUGUCGCCUAAAAAACGCCGUGAGAAAAAAGAAGAAAAAAAAAUCAAUAAUUUCCUUCUUCAUCCUUUUCGGAGGUUCUGAUGAAUUUUUGAAGAGUCUUUUUUUUUUUUGAAAGCGUUUCCUGGUUAGUUGCAAGCUUAUAGUCAAUGUUUCCCGACUUGAAAGGCGAGGGAGGCGGGACGCGUAGCGUGUGCGUACGCGGUUCUUGGCACGAGUCCAAUUUAACCGCCAGCGACUACUUGGAGAGCUCAUUUAUCGCUCUUUUCACUUCUUUUUUAAUUAUUUAUUGAUUAUAUUCAUGUGUGCAUCAAAAAAUAGUUGAAAAUACAGAAAAAGAGCGGUUGCCGAGCUUUUUAAAUAGUUGGCGGCGAUUGAACUGAACUUGCGCCAAGAACCGCGUACGCACACGCUACGCGUCCCGCCCCUUGCCCCGCCUCCCUCGCCUUUCAAAUCGGGAAACAUUGACUAUAUAAUGGCACAUUUCAAAAUAUUUUCAGGUCGCCGGCCAUGUCCGGAGGUCUUCUCGCCAUCCGCCGUGACUACUUCAAGGAAAUCGGCGAAUACGACAUGGGCAUGGAAAUCUGGGGAUCCGAGAACAUUGAACUGUCGUUGAAGGUUCACAACUGAAUUAUUGUGAAAUAAUUCUGGAGAUUCCAGGUUUGGCUGUGCGGAGGCCGUGUUUUGGUGGCGCCGUGCUCCAGAAUCGGCCACGUCUUCAGAAUGCGUCGUCCGUACACCAGCAAGCCCGGCAUGGACACGGCCCUGUACAACGCCGUCCGCGUGGCGAAGACUUGGCUCGGAGAUCAUGAGGUAUAGUCUGUUUUUUCGCGACUUGAAAGGGCGGGACUUCUCUGCGCCCUCUCAUGUUUACGUACUAUUUCCUCACUUCGCCGGUGAGGGAACAGAGAGACGCAGACACGCGAAACGACUAUGAAAAAAGUUUAUCUUGUAAAACCAGGGCUUUGGGUCCUUUUCAUAGAAUACUGCACAACUUUUGUUUUUUAAAGAGUCCAAUUUUUACGUUAUAAAUUGAUGUAGAAGAUCAUUAACUACAUCUUCUUCGAAAAAAACAAAAUUCAAAAAAAUGUGCCGUCGGUGAAAAUUUUAAAACAGCACAAGUUUAUUGAGUUGCGCGUCUUAAGGUAUCACUAAAAAGGCUCAUAAUAUGAAAUUUGGUAGAAAAAUUUUGAAAAAAAAUUUUUCUGCGCAGAGUGAGACUGUGAGCAAUCUCAAUGAAGACCUUCAAAGAGUUUGAGCGAAUUUUUGGUAAAAUCCGAUCGGAAUUAAAUGACAACCUUGUCAGGCGAAUCCGAGGAAGAGGAAAAAUUGAUAUUUUUUAAAUUAGUCUCUCAACAGGCCUCUGGUAGGUAAGUAGAAGGUUUUAGGAAGCUGUGUGGAAGGAUUUUGACCUCAGAAAUCUUCUAAACGCCUUACAAGGGAAAAAAGCUCCCCAACACCUUCCCAGUUUGCCUGAGUAUCAAACGAUGAACAAUGUAACCAUAUUUCCAAUAGUUCCCAAGAAAAUUAUUUUCAAAAUGAAUAAAAGUAAUCAAAACAAGACAUUCUAAUAUUUCGAAAGCCCACAAAACAUGGACCACCCUAAAAUUCUACUUAUUAACAAAAAAUGCGCUUAUUCCAGAAAUACUUCAUCAAGGCCCGACCAAAAGGCGCCAAGAUCAUGUUCGGCGACAUCAGCGAGAACGUCCAGCUCAAGGAGAAACUCCAGUGCAAAGACAUGAAAUGGUUCAUCGACAACGUCUAUCCCGAUCUCAAGCCAAUUGUUCAUGAAGAAUUGUAA